AUGCGGAUUCUGUCUUGGAAUAUAAGAGGUUUGGAUUCUAAUGUGAAAAUCUCUGAGCUUAUGAAGCUUAUUCGGAUUUAUAGAAUUGAGAUGGUAUUGUUACAAGAGACUAAGAAGGAAGAUUUAAAGGAUACUGAAAUUAGUAGUUUUUGGUGUAAUGAUGACUUUGAAUUUAGAUUCUCGAAAGAAAUGGGAAAAUCUGGGGUAUCUGAACAAGUCAUAGUAUGGAAUGCAAUUGUGGAAGUUAGGAGGAAAAAUAAGAAUAGAUGGUUCAUGGCAGGUGAUUUCAAUGCAAUAAGAAGUAACAGCGAGAGAAGCGGGUGUUCUUACAGACAAACGGAGAUUUUAGAGUUCAAUUCGUUCAUAGAGGCUUGUAAUCUAUUUGACAUGCCUUUAUCGGGGAGAAAAUUUAUGUGGUUUAGACCAGGAAAUAGAAAGAGUCGUUUAGAUAGAAUUUUUGUUGAGGGUGAAUGGUUUAAUGAAAAUAGUGAUCAUGAAAAAGAAGAUGUUGUAGAUUUAAGCGUGAAAUUAAGAAGGGUGAAAGGAGCACUUCAGAAAUGGAAUUUACAGAACUAUUGGAAUGUUGAUAUUGAAGCAAAAAGAAUGGAGAAGAGGAUUAAUGAGUUAGAUAUAAAGAGUGAUGCUGAUGGGUUAGAUGUCCGAGAAAGAGAGGAACAACUGAGUUGUACAAGGAGGCUAUGGGAUAUAUUGAAGGAAAAUGAGGAUAUAUGGCGCCAGAAAUCAAGAUCGAACUAG
Hibiscus syriacus is the source of this 756-nucleotide messenger RNA. RefSeq lists its product as uncharacterized. The transcript has 3 exons. The coding region runs from base 1 to 756 and encodes 251 amino acids. The record is from RefSeq and is a predicted model, not a curated record. NCBI's taxonomy places the organism in Eukaryota, Viridiplantae, Streptophyta, Magnoliopsida, Malvales, Malvaceae. Gene Ontology annotation, molecular function: catalytic activity.